Paramecium sonneborni is the source of this 1106-nucleotide messenger RNA. The record is from the annotation of a GenBank genome assembly. Lineage: Eukaryota; Ciliophora; Oligohymenophorea; Peniculida; Parameciidae.
AUGUAAUAAUAAUUGGAGGAUGCUGAAUAUUUUAGAAAAAAAGAUGAAUAUCGUUUGAGAUCAUUUAAAAGACUUAAAGAUCAAAUAGAAAAUAAAUGUAAUAUAGUUAAAGGAAGAAGUCGAGAGAUUACGGUCAAAAAAAAGUUUAAGUGUUAUAAAUCACUAGAGGGUAGAUUUUAGGAACACUCAGAUACAUUUUAAACACGCUUUAUGAACUCAUAAUUUUCAAAUAUUAUAAAUGAAGUAAAUCAUACUUGUGAGGACAUUGUAUCCAGUAUAUCAAGAAUAAAAAAUGAGGAUAGAUAACAUAAUCGUGACAUUUAAGCCUUGCUAAAAAAAAUAGAUAAUCCUUCUGAACUGAAUAUCUCUAAAUGGCAGACUGAUAACAAAUACAUACAAAUUAAAGAAGAACUGAUAAAAAUGCAAUAAGACUAAAAAUUACCAGAUUAUUGCAAAUUUUGUCUAAUAAAUAGUAAAGAUUCAAUGAAAAGGAUGAAUCGAUCAAAUUAAGAAAUAAAGGAAACAAGACUUUUAUUUUAAAUGAAGGAUAAAUUAACACCUAAUUAGUUAAAAAAGUAUAUGGAACAAUUGUUAAAGAAGUAUUAACGAAUUCAAUAGGAUUAAGAAUUAGAACCUAAUGGAGUAGGAUGGAAAUUAAAGACUAAAGUGAAGCCAUAUCAAAAUUAUGAUGAUUGGGUUAUUAUAAGAGAACAUAUGUUAGAGAAGAAGGAACCAUCAAUGCAAGAUAAGUUAAAGAAAGCUGAAAAAACAUUCAAAAGAUAAUUACAUGAGUAGAAAUACAGAGAUGCAGCAUUUAAACAAUUAAAAUCUUAAAAUGAAGCAUUUUUACAAUUUGAGAAACGAGUAUUCAAAACAGAGCCAGAGGAAGAUUUAAAGGAACAAUUUCAGAUUUAGCUCUAAGAUGCUAAAGGGUUUUGUGAUGAGAAUGCAAAAAAAAUUGAUAAUUGUAAAGCUGAUCUGAAGUAAUAAUUAUACUAAAUAAAACGAGAACAUGAUCGAAUUUAUAAAAACGAAAACAACUAUCUAAACAGACUACUUUCUACUUGAAAAUUCAUGUGGUCUAAGUAUGAUAUUUUGAAUAUUAU